This is a messenger RNA of Astrephomene gubernaculifera, 1659 nucleotides long. The record is from the annotation of a GenBank genome assembly. Lineage: Eukaryota; Viridiplantae; Chlorophyta; Chlorophyceae; Chlamydomonadales; Astrephomenaceae.
GCCUGUGCUGUGCUGUACUCGCUGUCUCAGUACAUUGCUUCACCCAAAGAGCUGGUUGACUUCCUUGCUUGUUCUUACUAUCAGCAGCAGCGUAGGGUGGAACCAUCUUCUAGCUACAGGCGUUCGCGCUACGAGCGCGCAUUUCAUUGUGAUAGGAAGUCUACAUACCUUGCAAUAUGGCUACCGAUAGCCGAAUGCCUGCAGGCAUCGUAGUUAUGCGGCAUGGCAGGAGGGAAGACACUGCCAAUCCAGCGUGGCACCUCACGGCCAAGUUUCCUUUUGAUACUCCUUUGGUUGCUUCUGAAAGUGAAAUAUCAGGAGCUGCCGAACACUUAACCGGGCGUACCUUUGAUGUGGUGUACUGCUCACCCUUCCUACGUUGCAUCGAAACGGCGGAGCGGCUUUUACGGGAAAUGGGGGCUGUGGAUGUCCCCAUGUUCAUACACAGGGGCUUGAGCGAAGUCCACAACCCACAGCUCCUCUUCAAGUGCCGCACACUCACCCUGCGGCAGCGCCUGCGCCUUUGGCAAUGGCGCGCCACCUACCGCCGCCACUCCCGGGCGCUGCGGUCGCGCUUCCGGCCCAAGGCGCGGCUGCUGGCGGAGGGCGACUGGCCGCAGGUGCCGGAGUCGGAGCACGCGGCUGCGGAGCGGCUCAUGCGCGCGGUGCUGCAGCUGGCCGCCAGACACCCCGGACAGCAGGUGCUGGUUGUGUCGCACGGCAAGGCGGUGCAGGUGGCGCACGAGGUGCUGGGCGGCCAGGGGCGCACGCGGCAGGUGGACUUCGCGGGGCUGGUGGCGUGCAGGCCCAGGCGGCAGCCGCAGGCAGCACAGCAGCAGACUGGUGACGGGGUGGCCUGGUCGGCGUUCGAGAUGGACCCCGACGUGAAGCCGUUUGGAGUGGAGUUGGUCGAGUCGGGGUGAUGUGUGCAGGUGUCUGCGGUCGUGCGUCGCUGAAGUGUAGGGGAUGCCGGUACAUGAGGCUUCGUAGGGACGGUGCGACCCGAUCAUUCAUCUGAGCACGAUGAUGCGGGGGUUGGCGCAUGCAUGGCAUGACCGAACUGGUGAUCUGGGGGCUUGUGGCUAAGUGACUAAGCAGUGCGCAGGUGGGGACUGUCUGUCUACUUGUGUGCCUUGGGUGGUUUUCUUGAUAUUCGUACUAGGCGCACGUCGUGAAGCCCUUAGUAAGCUUCGCGGAAUGCAGUGCGGCAGGAGACGAGGGGCAGGACGCAGGUGGUGUAUUUUAUUCGUGCGCUGUGCUACAAGUGAACGAGUGUGCCUAGAGAUGUGUUUAGGAACGUUCAUUCGGUGUGGAUGUUCCAUGUUAAUGCUGACCAACGAUUUGAUCGCACCUAUUGUUUGAGCCUACUAUUUUGUUUAAGUUGUCAGGUAUUUCCUGAGGUGGUUACCAGUUGCCCAACCUCUUCUUGUCUUGCGUCUCCAUUAGUAAGUAUGGGGGUAGCAUGUGCUCCCAUGUCAUGGCAGCCGUCUCACGUGAGGUCCAAGGCAAGAUGGCGAGCGUUAUCCUGGGUAAAAGCUGUGGGUUUGUAUCUGCUAAUAUUACCGCGCGCUUAGGAGGCAUUGCGGGCGGUAGGUAGGCCCAUUUCACAUCUGCUGUCUAGGGGCAGAAUCAUGAUAACGUGGCUGCAACCAUGGAGGC